Messenger RNA from Cladocopium goreaui, 2424 nucleotides. The record is from the annotation of a GenBank genome assembly. NCBI's taxonomy places the organism in Eukaryota, Dinophyceae, Suessiales, Symbiodiniaceae.
AUGGGUGGUACAACUUCCACCGAGACGCCCCAAGAGGAAGUGAAGGAGCGUGUUGAGGAGAAAACUGCGGAAACUCCAGCGGUUGAAGCUUCUGCAGCCACAGGAGUGAAGAAGGAACCGGAACCAAAGAAGAACAAAAUGCCAGAUAACAAAAAGAAACCGAUUCCAGAUGCAGGCCACAAAUCCUCCCCACCCAAAGCUCCAGUGCCUCCUGGAGCACAAACUUCCGCUACACUGGCUCCAAAGCAGCCAGCGAAGGCACCUAGUGCAAAGAAGAAAGUCCAACAGGCAGGUCCUCCACAGCAGCCUGGUUUGAUCACCCCGGAAAGCCAGGGAAAGAAGGGAGGCAAGGGAGAGAAAGGAGAGAAGGGCAAGGGAGGCAAGAAAGGCGGUGGCUUUCCAGGUAUCCAACUUUGUGUCCGCAAUUUGGUGAAGGAUGCCACACCAGAUCAGCUCAAGACCAUGUUUUUACCCUUUGGCGACCUCCUCAGCGUGGAUGUAAAGAAGAACACGGAUGGAACAUGCCGUGGCUAUGGUUUUGUGACCUUCGCCAAGAUGGAGGAUGCUAAGAAGGCAAUCGCGCAGAUGGACAACAAACACGUGGAGGGCAAGAACUUGGUCGUGGUGCUGUCUGACCGGCAGCAGGGAACUACUAAAGCUGAACGUGAAUCACAGGCCACAACAAUCAAAGGUGGGAAAGGCAAAGAUGCCAAGGGUGCUGAGCCCAAAGGCAAGGGAGGUGCCAAGGGAAAGGCCAAGGGUCCACCGGCCCCCCCAGCACCGGGUGCUCCAGCUCAAGCUUGGCCAUAUGGGCAAGCCCCGGAAGCGUCCUACCCAUACAACUAUGCCUAUCCCAUGAUUUCGCCCAUGGUGGCCUAUGCCAACCAAGGCUACCCCAAUUCGCAGCAAGCGGCUGCCAUCGCCAUGCAGGCACAAUUGCUUCAGGCACAGCAGCAAACUAUCCAAUCGCCAGCAGCUUGGUACAGUCCGCUGAACCAGAUGGGUUUGCAUCAACAAAUGGCGCCUGGCAACGUGCCACAGUCCUCCCCACCAACGGUGUCCUUGGCUGCUGCAACACCCGGUCCUCCUGCUGCGAGUGGUGAGGGGUCCAGGCCAAAUUUGAAUCAAGAGUACGAGGGCACUUUGAAAUCAAUCAGUAACAAGAAUGGAUAUGGCUUCAUUGCGUGUGACGAAACGAAGGUUCACUAUAAGCGCGAUGUCUUUGUGGAUUCGGCGCUGCUCCCGGAAGGUGUUGGCGGCCCGCUGAGUGAGCCCCUUGCGGGCACGCGAUUGCUCAAAUCCUGCAUGUCUUUGGGCUUUGGUGAAAGCGACAGCAAGGCGUAUUUGACCAAGGGUCUUGCAUUUUGCACAGGCAUGUUUGAUGGAAGGUCUGCAGAUGCCAAGGGCUCUCCAAAGCCGAAAGCCAUGAAAACAGAUUCAAAUGCCUCCAAGCUGGAGCCGCUCCACCAAUUGGUUGACUUGGCACCAAUUGGGGAGAUGUCCAAGUCCAUGUUGCUGAACAUGGCUCCAUACUCUUUGGUGGAUUCGCCUCAUGAGUUUCAGCUAAAAACGAAAGAAAUGCUGAAAGGAGUUGUGGAUAUGGUGGACAAGGACCACGCGGAAAAGUUUGAAGAAGCUAAAGCGAGUCUGAAGUCGAAUCAGUCGGAGUUGGAAGAAGCCGCUAAGACAGUAGCCACUACAGGGGAAGAGGCUACUGCCGCGAAGACCGUGAAACAGGAGAAAGCUGAAGCUCUGCAGACGGCCAAGAAGGAGGUCUCUACCGCCAAGGAAGAGGUGGCUGCUGCGAAAAGCAAGGAAGAGAGUCUUGAGACAGAACGUGCUGCAGUGGUGGCAGAGGGCGCUGAGUACGAAGGAGUUCUUGAAAAGGAAUGGGCAGUGCUGAAGGCCGGUAGCCUGGAUGGGAAGAAGUGGCGCGAACGGGCCAAGCACAUCGACUUCGUCCUGAAGAUGUUGGAGCCUGCGGGCCUCGAUAGCGCCUUGGCGGGUGCACUGCCCAUUGCCUUCAAGACGAAACCGGCUGAGCGCGGCCCCUUUGCAGAGAAGGCCAUCACCUAUGCAGAGGACCUGCUGCAGAAAGCGGUCAUCAAGUUGAGAGAGAGGCUCAACGGCUUUGAAGCCGAGGCUUCUGCUCGCGCCAAAGCUGUGGCAGAUGCGGAAGACGUUCUUCAGGCUGCUCUCAAGACAGAGGAGCAGAAAAAGGAAGAGUACCAAGCGGCACAGGAGAAUGAAUCGGAAAAGGCCUUGGCCCUCAGCAGUGCAAAGAAAACCGAGAAGGCACUCGGCCCCAAAGUCAAGAAAGCUGAAGCUGCGCUGGCAGAAGCAGAAAGUGGACUUGAAGAGGUUCGAAAGUUGACGGCCGAGUUCAAGCAGCUCAUUGAGGCUGAUGCUAAGGUUGAAGAUUGA